CUCAAGCAAUCUGGGUGCAUGUUGGUGACUUCACAGGUGGGGAUGGUCAUCGUGAACUGUUAACUGUCUCUGAGGUGAUCGUUCAUGAAAGCUUCAACUCAUUGAACCAUCAGCAUGACAUAGCAAUGCUGAGACUGAUGUUUCCUCUCAGCAUAGAGCACAGGCAACACUCUUUCAACCUCUGCAGCAGCAACACUGCCACAACUGCAAACAACAUCUGCACCCUAAUGGGAACAUGUGGCCUGGGAACCAUAAUGGCCUCUCAAGACAUCGAGCCCCCCAACUUACGCGAAAUAUUCCUGACCGAGACCAGAGGGGGAGUUAUAUUUCAACGAUGUCCUCAAGGUGUUAUUUGUACACACAGAACAAGUAGAGUGAGCCAGAAUAUAUGUAGAGGCGAUGAGGGGGGACCUUUGUAUUUGUUCCAUGGAGAUUCAACAGUGCCGAGAUGUCUUUACGGUGUCGCGAGCUACUUCGGACCGGAUAGAAGAUCCAGAGAAUUAUGCAACGGUGGCAGUUUCUUCACCAGUGUUCCAGCCCAUUAUUACUGGAUUCUGUCCAAACUUCAUCAGUGAAAUAAGCUAUACGUUUCCCUUCCCUCCCUUCUCUCCCUCCUCACCCUGUAACCCAUUGACUUCUCACCCCAGUGACUUGAAUUAUAGAGUAACCAAGGUGCAAAUUGCAGAAAUAUAUGUUAUUAUAAAUCUAUAAAAAAUA
Symsagittifera roscoffensis is the source of this 717-nucleotide messenger RNA. RefSeq names its product chymotrypsin-like protease CTRL-1. NCBI's taxonomy places the organism in Eukaryota, Metazoa, Xenacoelomorpha, Acoela, Convolutidae. The record is from RefSeq and is a predicted model, not a curated record. Gene Ontology annotation, biological process: proteolysis. Gene Ontology annotation, molecular function: serine-type endopeptidase activity.